This is a messenger RNA of Dermatophagoides farinae (American house dust mite), 852 nucleotides long. RefSeq lists its product as uncharacterized. Gene Ontology annotation, cellular component: nucleus. Lineage: Eukaryota; Metazoa; Arthropoda; Arachnida; Sarcoptiformes; Pyroglyphidae. The record is from RefSeq and is a predicted model, not a curated record.
CUUGUGUGAAAUUAGUUCUCAUUUAUCAGUGCAGCAUGUUGUUGAAUUUUCUGUCCAAAGUAUAAAUAUAAAUUCAAAAAUUCAAUUUAUGAUAAUAAUGAAACAUCGACGAAUUCCGAAAAGUGAUCGCCAUAAAAAACUAAAGUCCAUCAAUGAUUUGCAACAAGUCAAUGUAAUCAAUGAUAAUGUCGUCAGAAAUAAUUUUAAUCAAUCAGUUCCACGAAAAUGGCAAGAAAUUUUGGAUGCGAAAAAGCAAUCACUUGCUACUACGGCUGCUAAGAGGAAAAGGAAAAAUAAAUUUUCAUCCAAUGCAUUGGUCACGAUCAUUAAACCAUCGGAAAAAUUUGAAAUCGAACCAGGAAUGACGAGAAAACCAAAACCUCUGCCAGAAAUGGUUGUCAAAGAUUGUAACGAAAGUCAUCAUCAUUUUAUGAAUCGUCUGAACAAAUUGGUAUCUCAAUCUAUGGCCGAAGCCAAUCUAGAGGAACAUUUUGAUGUUGAUCUUGGCGACAGAAUCCAAACAGAUUCUGAGGAUAAAAAAGCAAAACAAACUGAGGAUGGUAAAGAUAAAGAAAAAAGUGAGCGAAAAAGAGAAAAAAAUCGUCAAAAUUUGCUUAGACGUAAAGCGAAUAAAUUGAAAAAACAGCGUCGAUUACUGAGACAAUUGAAUCAAAGUGAUGACAAUCCUUUGGGUGAUAGAGAUUGGAUUGAAUUUGGUCAAGUGGUACAUUGUCCACCAAACAUUGAUCAAUUUACGAAGAAAAGAAAAAAGUGUAAAUAAAUCUUGUGAAUGUUUGCAAUUUCAAUUUGUUUCAUUUGUUUCAAAUUCAAAUAAAAUUUUGUUACAUUGCA